AUUUGUUGUCCCCUAAACAGCCACUGUCGUUACUGUAAGCAGGCUCUGCUUGCGCGACGGGAACGUGACUCCGGCGCUGCGUGGUGUCGCUCUCAGGACGGGGCAGGAUCGUGGGUGGGGGGUGUGUACGUGUGUGCGUUCGGGGGCUGCUGUGGCAGUCGGUCGCCCGUAGAAGAGCCCCUAGCGUCAGACGCCAGUACUGGCUCCGCUGCUCGCUCCGAUCCACAUCGCGACCAUCGCAGCGCUGUCGCGGCUGAAGUCCGGCGUGUGGACAGGGACCCGUCUCCUCCUCCGUGCGCGAAGCGGACCGCAGCGGCCACGAGCCCCGACACCCCUCCGCACUCCGGCGUCUCCACCGCAGGGCCUCUUCAGUUCACGGGAGGGGAGGGAAAGAAGUGGGUGUUCGCUGCUCACUGUGUCGGCAGCAGCAGCGGCGGCGGCGGCGGAGAGCGCAACGCGGCGCAGCGCAACGAAGUGUCCUCGAUGGCCGGCUGGAAGGACGGAUCGGUGCAGGAGAAGUACCGCCUGGUGGUGGUCGGAGGCGGCGGCGUCGGGAAAUCAGCCCUGACCAUCCAGUUUAUCCAGUCGUACUUCGUCACCGACUAUGACCCCACGAUCGAGGACUCCUACACCAAACAGUGUGUGAUUGACGAGCGGCCGGCCAGGCUCGACAUCCUGGACACGGCUGGACAGGAAGAGUUCGGAGCCAUGCGAGAACAAUACAUGCGGACGGGGGAGGGCUUCCUGCUCGUCUUCUCAGUCACCGACAGAGGAAGUUUUGAAGAAAUCUACAAAUUCCAAAGGCAGAUUCUUCGAGUCAAAGACAGAGAUGAAUUCCCCAUGAUCCUUGUAGGAAACAAAGCAGACCUGGAGCUACAGAGACAAGUAACCCAGGAGGAGGGUCAGCAGCUGGCCAGACAGCUGAAGGUCACAUACAUGGAGGCGUCAGCCAAAAUCCGUAUGAACGUAGACCAGGCUUUCCAUGAGCUGGUUAGAGUAAUCAGGAAAUUCCAAGAACAGGAAUGUCCCCCGUCGCCAGAGCCCACGAGGAAAGAGAAAGACAAGAGCGGCUGCCACUGUGUGAUCGUCUGACUGGGCCUUAUCACUGUAACUCAUGCAGCUCCUCUGCACCCCCACCCACUCUGCCUGACAUCGCGUCCCCAGGGGAUGACUGACCGCUGCCUUCUCCACGUGCAUGACUUCAGACCGCCUUCUCUGAGACACAGGAAGGGGCGUCACCAUGGACAACUGACAAUGCCAAAUUCUAACACCACUCUACCUUCAGCCAUGAUCGAAUUCACACGAGAGUCCCAACACUAAACAUUGCCUUUUAAUCACCUGACAAAUUAAUGUUUUGUACUUUGAAGGACUCCUCUUGCCUUGUAGUGACGUUUGUCUUUGCUACCGAGAUUGAAUGAAACUUCGCAUAUAUCAAGAAUGUUAAUGACUUUCUUUAGGUUCCAGCGUCUGGCCAGAGCAGAGAGAUUAUUCUGAAGCUUCGUGUAUGUUGUGCCAUAUUCACCUUUAAUCCCACGUGCUAAUCUGCUACUGUACAUAAGUGACAUUUGUUGUGAUUUUCGAAGUGUAUUUCUAAUGAACUAUUAAAUCACCACAGUACAGUGUGUGAGGUUGACUUUGGUUUUACAUAUAUGAAAGUAAAGAUAUAAGUCUGUAUAUAACUAUAAUGCCUAGACAGCCCUUAAAGCUACAGUGAUAGCGCUUCUGGUGUUCUGCUGUGGAUUUUUUACGUUCUGCUUUCAUCUCACCUGCCAGUUAUGGAGCGUCUACUGUAUUAGAGUUUUAAAGUCUUACGGACCGGAGGAAUCGCUCUGCACCGUCUCCUCCGUGUGCUGAGAGUAGCCAGCUCGUCCUCGCGUCUCCCCUCGGAGGUGGCAGCUCGGUCCACUCGCGCCGUGUCGCCUCAGCGCCGGGGACAGGGUCAUCGGUAGCACAUUGUGUAGCUUUAAACUGUAACAGGACCCUGACGGCGGCGUCGAUCUGUUGGAGUUGUGUCAACGGAUCGGGACGCUGCCGGAGCGCGUGCCGGUUCAGAUGGUUCUGUAGUCUGCAGUAUAGAGCACAUCACUGUUUCUUCAUUCCAGUAACACAGUGGCAACGCAUUUGUUUGUGUCCUUGAAUUCUUCUGUUACACAACCCCCCCCCCCCCCAAUGACCUGACAGUUGAGCAACUAGGACAAGUGGAGCAUUGAGAUGCCGUAACGCCCCCCUCUCCUAUGGGACAUGAACUCACCGGACCUGCCGCCUGUGGAGCAUCGCCACCACAGACAAAGCACUGUUCUGCCUCCCUUUCCUCGCCUGUACUUCUGUUCUGGCAUCCUAAUGAAGUACCGCGCUUUGUUUCUCAUAUCAUCAUGGUGUAAUAUAAACAGGAGAAUCAGAUGGUGGAAGUAAUGGACUUGAUUAAAUGUUUCUACGCUACUUUUAUACAUUAUUUUCUUAUCAAACUGGUAGACAAGUAUUUUUAUAUGUUUAUAAGUGAAUACAUGUUCACAGCACGGCUGUGUAUAUAUGUAAAGAGGAAUAUUUAAUUCUCUUAUUUGAAAAUGAAGAUGACUGUUGGCCCAAAAUUUGAAAAAAUUGGAUUCUUCGCCCCGGUGUCAGGAGUGCUUUUCCUAUUGUGCUAAGUGAUGAAGAAUAUAUUUAUCUUGAGGUUCACCAAAAGCUCACAGUGUAAAAUGCCAGGUCAGGCGGGAGAGCACUUCAGAAAUGACCCUGGUCUCUGCAUAGUCUAGUGUGCAUCCAAACCACACUGUUUGUUGUUUUCUUUUAUUUUCUUCUUCCAUGUCAGUGUCUUUUGCCCUGUGUCUAGCUUUUGGUGCUAAAUAAAGUCUGUCGUUGAGCCAGA
Molecule: messenger RNA, 2866 nt
Organism: Betta splendens (Siamese fighting fish)
Lineage: Eukaryota; Metazoa; Chordata; Actinopteri; Anabantiformes; Osphronemidae
Gene: rras2
Product: RAS related 2
Exons: 6
Coding region: 484-1092 (202 amino acids)
Biological process (GO): signal transduction
Cellular component (GO): plasma membrane
Molecular function (GO): GDP binding; GTPase activity; GTP binding
Source: RefSeq, a predicted model, not a curated record